AUAGGACCGACUACCACUACGUAUUCCUUUCUGCCGUAUCGUUUCCUUCAUAAAUCGGACCAUAUCUUCAUCACAUUAUCGCUUAUUGUUAACCUGAGUAACAUCUUCCGAUUUCCGGCGUUGUUAUCCGAAUCGGGCGGAGUGCUAUUCUUGAUUCCAUAUGCUGUGUGCCUCGGCCUCGUUACCACACCGAUCAUCUACUUGGAGAAUGCACUUGGCCAAUUCAGUUCGUUGCCACCACUGCAAAUAUUUCACUGUCUUUGUCCGGCUUUUGCUGGAAUCGGUUUUGCAUUGACGUUCAUAUCCGUAUUCAAAAGCUUGUUGCUAUCCUAUACAUCACUGGACCUGUUUUUCUCCCUCAAAAGUCUUUCAGCAGCACUCUUCCCUUCAUCCAGGAAACAGUGGCUUGAAUGUGUUCACGAUGAUCAUCCGUCGUGCUUCGAUCCGUAUAUUAUAUGCGAUGAAGCAAAUGGUUUUUAUCAGUACUACUCGAAAUGCUACGAAAUUUCAACAGAGCGAAUACCGGGCAAUCCAAAUUUCACAUGGGCUCAAGUGGUCGUUGGUAUGACAAGCACCUCUGAAGCACUUCGCGAACUUCCAACUCAAAUAUAUCUGUUCGAAAAAAUCAGAGCACUUGAUCGGCCAAGCCCCUUUCUUUUCGCUUCAGCAGUUGUCCAGCAAGCAAUUAUCGCUUUCAUUGGAAUACUUGGCAUGCGGGCUUAUGCAAAGGUUCGAGUUCUUUUUUUGCUAAUACUCUUUUACGGCACGUUGCUGAAAUACUCGAAUUUUUAG
Molecule: messenger RNA, 792 nt
Organism: Gongylonema pulchrum
Lineage: Eukaryota; Metazoa; Nematoda; Chromadorea; Rhabditida; Gongylonematidae
Source: the annotation of a GenBank genome assembly